This is a messenger RNA of Jatropha curcas, 2367 nucleotides long. RefSeq names its product pyruvate decarboxylase 1. Gene Ontology annotation, molecular function: thiamine pyrophosphate binding; magnesium ion binding; pyruvate decarboxylase activity. Gene Ontology annotation, cellular component: cytosol. NCBI's taxonomy places the organism in Eukaryota, Viridiplantae, Streptophyta, Magnoliopsida, Malpighiales, Euphorbiaceae. The record is from RefSeq and is a predicted model, not a curated record.
UGAUCCAACUGCAGAAACCUACGGCAAAACCAAAACAGCUCCAAGAAUCCAAUUUGGUUUUUUUUCAAAGGUCCACUUCACAUUCAGCCGAUGACUUUUCUUAUUUCUUUUAGUUAUCACUCACUUUACCAUUUUGCACAUUUCAAGGUUCUACCUCAAUCUUGGUUUAUACCAUUUGCCCAUGGUUUUCAAAACCAUAACCAAUACUUUUCCUUCUCUUUCAGUCUUUGCUCAACAAGCCCAUAUCUCAAAACCUAUAUUUAUCACACCAAAACCCUUCAGAACCUACAAAGGUUCGACUUUCUCAUUUCUGUCAUAAACCCCAUAUUCUAAAGUUAACGUCUUUUUCAACAUUUUCGUUGCUAUUUCAUGAUGGAAGCUGCCAAUCAACUCGGAUCAAUUGCUCAACCGAGCUCCGUACCGGCUUCUGUAGCAGGUAAAACCUGCAGUGGCACUUUGGGCCGCCAUUUGGCUCGGCGAUUGGUGGAGAUCGGCGUCAGUGAUGUUUUCUCGGUCCCUGGAGACUUCAACUUGACGCUUUUGGAUCAUUUGAUAGCAGAGCCCGGGCUGAACUUGGUCGGCUGCUGCAACGAGCUGAACGCCGGAUAUGCUGCCGAUGGGUAUGCACGUGCCAGAGGCGUGGGGGCUUGUGUAGUGACUUUCACUGUUGGUGGUCUUAGUGUGCUUAACGCAAUUGCUGGUGCUUAUAGUGAGAAUUUGCCUGUGAUUUGUAUUGUGGGUGGUCCUAAUUCUAAUGAUUAUGGGACUAACAGAAUUUUGCAUCACACUAUUGGUUUGCCUGAUUUUAGUCAGGAGCUCAGGUGCUUCCAGACAGUCACCUGUUUUCAAGCAGUAGUGAACAACUUGGAUGAUGCGCAUGAGCAGAUUGACACUGCAAUUUCUACUGCUUUGAAGGAAAGCAAGCCUGCUUAUAUUAGCAUAAGUUGUAAUUUGCCUGGAAUUCCUCAUCCAACCUUCGCUAGGGAACCUGUUCCAUUCUGUCUUGCUCCUAAUGUAAGCAACCAGUUGGGAUUAGAGGCAGCUGUUGAAGCAACUGCUGCAUUUCUGAAUAAAGCUGUGAAACCUGUCAUCGUAGCAGGACCCAAAUUAAGGGUGGCAAAGGCGCAGAAGGCCUUUGUAGAGCUCGCGGAUGCCAGUGGGUACCCAGUUGCUGUUAUGCCCUCUGGUAAAGGGCUAGUGCCAGAGCAUCAUCCACACUUCAUUGGGACUUACUGGGGUGCUGUUAGCACAAGCUUUUGUGGGGAGAUAGUGGAGUCUGCUGAUGCCUAUAUUUUUAUUGGUCCUAUAUUCAAUGACUACAGCUCUGUCGGAUACUCCUUGCUGAUCAAUAAGGAAAAAGCGGUCAUAGUGCAGGCUAAUCGUGUGGCUAUUGGCAAUGGUCCUUCCUUUGGCUGGGUCUUUAUGACUGAAUUUUUAAGUGCAUUGGCCAAGAAAUUGAGGAAGAAUAGCACCGCCAUGGAAAAUUACCGACGUAUCUUUGUCCCUCCAGGUCUCCCUCUGAAGAGUGAGAAAGAUGAACCUCUUAGGGUCAAUGUACUCUUCAAGCACAUUCAGGAAAUGCUAAGCGGGGACACUGCUGUAAUUGCGGAAACUGGAGAUUCAUGGUUCAACUGUCAGAAACUCCGCCUCCCGGAGAAUUGUGGGUAUGAAUUCCAGAUGCAGUAUGGAUCUAUUGGCUGGUCAGUUGGUGCUACUCUUGGAUAUGCUCAGGCAGCCAGAACGAAGCGCGUGAUUGCUUGCAUUGGUGAUGGAAGUUUCCAGGUUACGGCUCAGGAUAUUUCAACAAUGAUUCGAUUGGGACAAAAGACUAUAAUAUUCCUCAUUAACAAUGGGGGUUAUACAAUUGAAGUAGAGAUUCACGAUGGCCCCUACAAUGUAAUAAAGAACUGGGAUUACACUGGCCUUGUCAAUGCAAUCCAUAAUGAUGAAGGCAAAUGCUGGACAGCAAAGGUCCGAACAGAGGAACAACUAAGAGAAGCAAUUGCAACAGCAACUGGAGAACAAAAGGGUUCUCUAUGUUUCAUCGAAGUUUUGGUGCACAAGGAUGAUACUAGUAAAGAGCUGCUGGAAUGGGGAUCCAGAGUUUCUGCAGCUAACAGCCGUCCUCCAAAUCCACAAUAACUUUUUGAUGCUUUAGACUAGUUCAUAAAUAAGCAGAUUGGAAAUCCAAGUCUUGGUUCCAUGUUCUAAAUCAGAAUUUGAAAUAUGAGAAAAGCUGGAAUUGCCUUGUUUUAUAUGAGACCCUUCGGGUGAUUGUAACCAUAAUAUCAUGUACAUUAAAUUUUAUGGCUUUAAGCAUGUUAGAGGAAAAGAAUUCAAUGUGAUCCAAAAUACUAUUUUGUUGUC